AUGGCCAAUCUCAGGGAGCUAAAUACAAAGGGGAUCUCGUGGAAGACUAUGAGUCAUGGUUGGAAAAAGCUACAGAAGCUUCACAAGCUCCGGGUAACCGGAUCUUCAGAUGUGGUUACGGUGGACAGUUGCUCUUUUGUAGAUAUGAUGAACUUGGAGCUUCUUGACUUAUCUGGCAACACUCACAUGGAAUCACUGCCGACGUUGUCAUCGGCAAAAACCUUGAAGAUGCUUUCUCUUGAUGGUUGUUCCAACUUGGAGCAUGUUGCACUGGCCAUGGAAGAAGCACCACCACUGCUUGAAAGCUUUAGCUUCGAUGGUUAUUGUCUCGCAGAGAAUUGGUCACAUCCUGUACAUCUACCCCAAGAGGACAUGCGCCUCAAAGAUCCUAUAGCUCCAAUUAAAAUAGCCAAGGUGACCAAGAUCUCCCUACACGGUUGUGGAAGAUUGCGAAACAUAUUCCUUCGUGGAUUGCCCAAUCUAGAGAAACUGGACCUCUCUGGUACAGCCAUUAAAUCACUUGACCUCCAUUUCACUAUAAUAGAUUUCCCGAAACUCAAGAAGCUAUUCCUACAGGGCUGUGAGCAUCUCCGUUGUCUAAGAUGGAAGUGGUGUCAGAGGUUGGAAGUUCUACAUGUGGACACGCAUGGGGAGAAAAGAUCAAUGGUCUGCUGUGAAGGACAGAGAUCAUUUAUCUUUCAGGCAUGUAUUGCAUUUUCAGAUGGAAGGUUCAUUUGGUCGGCCCUUGAUGGAAUCUAUACAUGGCUAGGAGGUCACUUCAAGUUCUACCUCCUUAUCUCUUGUACAAGCCAUAGCCAAGCCAAUAUCACCAGAAGUAUCCAAGGUAUUGGCUCUAGCCAAGAGGAUAAUUUGGUUGCAACAAGGUCGCUGUUACCAUAUGAUGAUAUCCCCCUUGCUGAAGAUGUAACUUGCUCGUCCUUAGUGUGGUACUGUCGCCAGGUUCAAACUUUCGAUCUGCAUAUCGAGAUUGGUGAAGGAAGCUACAAUUUAGGGAGUAUGGAGGGUAGUGAAAAUUUCAGAGCUUUCGUGCUCCAUGUUCAGUCAUUGCAUGUGCAUGACAAUUCCUCCAUCACUGCUUUCCCAGGAGUACAUUGGAGCAGACUAGAAUGGUGUCAUGUUGAGAGGUGCCCCAGGCUACACUCCUUGUUUUCUUCCCGGGGUGGAUAUGGUAUGAAGACGUUUUCAGCGUCGGAUCUCCUCGUGGCCUAUUGCAUCUGGCCUAGUGAUACUUAUCACCAACAGCUGCAGCACAUAUACCUCUACAAUUGCCCCAGGCUGGUGUUCGCCUUCCCCAUUUGCCGCACCUUGCCCAGCCUGGAGACCCUCCAGAUUGCGUACUGCAGUAACCUCCGGCAUGUUUUCCCAACGGACCACGAGUUCCCUGAGGAUGAGGAAAUAGCAUCUGGUGUCACAUUCCACAACCUCAAGUACAUCAAGCUACACCAUCUUCACAAGCUGGAGCAGAUAUGUGAGGCCAGAUUGACUGCACCUGCGUUGCAGACGGUCGGCAUCAGGGACUGCUGGGGUCUCAGGCGCCUUCCGGCUGUAGCGCGUGAAGGCCCAAAGCCGGUGGUGGACUGUGAGAAGGACUUGUGGGACAACCUCGAGUGGGAUGGCCUGGAUGCCGGACAUGACCCGUCGCUCUUCGAAAUGCACCACUCGGCCUACUACAAGAAAACCCUCCCAAGGGGCUCCUAUCUAAGGUAA
Triticum turgidum subsp. durum (durum wheat) is the source of this 1728-nucleotide messenger RNA. The record is from the annotation of a GenBank genome assembly. NCBI's taxonomy places the organism in Eukaryota, Viridiplantae, Streptophyta, Magnoliopsida, Poales, Poaceae.